Molecule: messenger RNA, 1824 nt
Organism: Pteronotus mesoamericanus
Lineage: Eukaryota; Metazoa; Chordata; Mammalia; Chiroptera; Mormoopidae
Gene: TRIM63
Product: tripartite motif containing 63
Exons: 9
Coding region: 131-1192 (353 amino acids)
Biological process (GO): protein ubiquitination
Cellular component (GO): cytoplasm
Molecular function (GO): ubiquitin protein ligase activity; zinc ion binding
Source: RefSeq, a predicted model, not a curated record
AAUUCGCGCACUAGGAGAAGAAGGCCAAGAGACUCCGGGCGGGUGUUUUGUGACCAAGGCAAACCCCAGGUCUGCUUAGAGCGAGGCAGGUAAAGGAGGCAGCCAGGUGGGCCCCACACCUCUCGACAGUAUGGAUUACAAAUCAGGCCUGAUCCAAGAUGGGAACCCCCUGGAGAACCUGGAGAAGCAGCUGAUCUGUCCCAUCUGCCUGGAGAUGUUUACCAAGCCGGUGGUCAUCUUGCCGUGUCAGCACAACCUCUGCCGGAAGUGUGCCAAUGACAUCUUCCAGGCUGCCAAUCCCUACUGGACCAAUCGAGGUGGCUCGAUGUCCAUGUCUGGAGGCCGUUUCCGCUGCCCCUCCUGCCGCCAUGAGGUGAUCAUGGAUCGUCAUGGAGUGUACGGCCUACAGAGGAAUCUGCUGGUGGAGAACAUCAUUGACAUCUACAAGCAGGAGUGCUCAAGUAGGCCCCUGCAGAAGGGCGGACACCCCAUGUGCAAGGAGCAUGAAGAUGAGAAAAUCAACAUCUACUGCCUCACUUGCGAGACGCCCACGUGCUCCAUGUGCAAGGUGUUUGGGGCCCACAAGGCCUGCGAGGUGGCCCCGCUGCAGAGUGUCUUCCAGGGACAAAAGACUGAACUGAGCAAUUGUAUCUCCAUGCUGGUGGCGGGCAACGACCGCAUGCAGACCAUCAUCACUCAGCUGGAAGACUCCAGUCGAGUGACCAAGGAGAACAGUCACCAGGCAAAGGAACAGCUGAGCCGGAAGUUUGACAUGCUGUAUGCCAUCCUGGAUGAGAAGAAGAGUGAGUUGCUACAGCGGAUCACGCAGGAGCAGGAGGAGAAACUCAGCUUCAUCGAGGCCCUCACGCAGCAGUACCGGGAGCAACUGGACAAGUCCACGAAGCUGGUGGAGACAGCCAUCCAGUCUCUGGACGAGCCUGGAGGAGCCAUCUUCCUCUUGAGUGCCAAGCAACUCAUCAAAAGCAUUGUGGAAGCUUCCAAGGGUUGCCAGCUGGGGAAGACAGAGCAGGGCUUUGAAAACAUGGACUACUUUACUUUGGAUUUAGAGCACAUAGCAGACACCCUGAGGGCCAUCGACUUUGGGACAGAUGAGGAAGAGGAAGAAUACAAUGAAGAAGAAGAUCAGGAAGAGGAAGAGUCCACAGAAGGAAAGGAAGAAGGACACCAGUAAGGAGCUGGAUGAGGAAGAGACCCUCUAGAUGCAGAGAGACUGGGAAGGGUGGGGAUGGGCCCAGCCGCCUCGGUGACAGGCCCGGAGGGAGGGGUCGGGGGCCCUGUAGGGGCCAAGGGGAGGUUUGUCUUCUCUCUGCUCAGAGAGCAAGGACUAGGAGUAGGACCCCCACCGUGUCCAGCAGUCACUGAAGCAGAAUUGGAAAUGUGCUUGAAACAACCACACAGGACACUUUUCUACAUUGGUGCAAAAUAGAAUAUUUUGUACAUUUUUAAAAUGUGAUUUUUGUAUAUACUUGUAUAUGUAUGCCUAUUUGGUGCUUUUUGUAAAGGAACUUUUGUAUGAUAAUGCCUGGUCAUUGUGUGACUGGCGAUUGUUAGAUUGAGGGGAAGGAAGCCAGGCUGAUACAGCUGCCUGGUUCCUUUCCCUGCCUGGGAGGGCUGGGGAGCACUCACAGACCUGGAAGGGGUGAUGUGCUGUUUCAGUGCCUAUCCCUGACACAGGGGAUGGAAACUGCGUUUCUGUUACAUGUUGUUUUAAUAAAGGCACAGCGCUCUCUUCCUGUUGUUACCAGAUGAGUUGGGGUUUCUGUUAGGGUGGUUGGUGACAUGCGGGGACGAAAGAAUUCAGAG